CCUUCGCCUGGUUCGAAACUGCAUCACUCCAAGAUCAAGUUCUCUCUCAUUUUCACUUUGAUUUCCACUACCAAGAGGGGAAAAAAAUGGCUGCCAUUGAUAAGCUUGAUGUGGAAGUUGAGGUGAAGUCUCAUGCAGAUAAGUUCUGGGGACUCAUAAGGGAGUCUGUGACUGUCCUUCCUAAGGCUUUCCCUAUUGAUUACAAGAGCAUUGAAGUUCUUGAGGGCGAUGGAAAGUCUGUUGGAUCUGUUCGUCUUGUAACUUACGGAGAAGGUUCACCUAUUGUCAAGAUUUCCAAGGAGAAGAUCGACGCUUUUGAUGAAGCAAACAAGACGAUGGCAUAUACAGUGGUGGAGGGUGAUAUCCUGAAAUUCUACAAGCAUUUCAGAUGCCACAUUACUGUAACACCCAAGGGAGAUGGGAGCACGGUGAAAUGGCUCUGUGAGUUUCAGAAGGCCACCGACGAGGUUCCAGACCCACAUGUCAUUAAGGAUUUCGUUGUCAAAAACUUCAAGGAGAUGGAUGAUCUUGCUCUCAAGGCAUAGGUCCCAUUUUGGUGGGGGGCUUUCCGAAUAUUAGGGUCUAAAAAUCAAUAAAUAAUGGGCAGGCAGUACUGCAUUCAUCUUAAUUCGUACGUAGUUACUUUGUUGGCUGAAAUACUUAUAUGUUCUGGAUGAUGUUAUUUAAAGAGAUCAUUCUGCUGCUAUUAGCAAUAAAUAAGGAUUAAACUUGAAAUGCA
This is a messenger RNA of Carya illinoinensis, 739 nucleotides long. Its product is annotated as MLP-like protein 423. Lineage: Eukaryota; Viridiplantae; Streptophyta; Magnoliopsida; Fagales; Juglandaceae. Gene Ontology annotation, molecular function: abscisic acid binding; protein phosphatase inhibitor activity; signaling receptor activity. The transcript is spliced from 2 exons. Gene Ontology annotation, biological process: abscisic acid-activated signaling pathway; defense response. The record is from RefSeq and is a predicted model, not a curated record. Bases 87 to 545 code for a protein of 152 amino acids.